UAUAUGCAUUAUAUAAAUUAUUAGUGAGUGUUUGUUUACAUAUCUUCUUCUUCUUCAAUAAUAUAUAUAAAAAUUAUGGGUACCCAAAUGAUGAAAUUAACUAUGGUGGUAUUGAUCAUAUUGUUACAUAAUCAUAAUUAUUAUGGUGUUAAUGGUGAUCCCCAUGAUGAAGUACAUGGUCUUUUCAUAUUUGGUGAUUCUUUAUCUGAUAGUGGAAACAACAACAAUCUUUUAACAAUGGCUAAAGCUAAUUACAAACCUUAUGGGAUUGAUUUUCCUAAUGCUAUUACUCCAACAGGAAGGUUUACUAAUGGUCGAACUGUGGUUGAUGUACUUGGUCAACUUUUAGGCUUGGAUCACUACAUACCACCAUUUGCUAAUACUACUGGUUAUAACAUAACCCAUGGUGUAAAUUAUGCAUCUGGAUCAGCAGGAAUUCUCCAAGAAACUGGCAAAAUUUUGGGUGAUUGUAUUAGCUUGGAGAAACAAAUAGACAACCACCAAAUUACAAUCUCAAAAAUAAAAAAUAAAUACAACCAUAAAUUUACAAUUUCACAAAUAAAUUAUCACUUAAAGAUGAAGUGCAUAUAUCAUAUUACCAUAGGAAAUAAUGACUAUAUUUUAAACUAUUUACUGCCUAAAAUUUAUAAUACAAGUAGUCUUUAUACACCUCAACAAUAUGCUAAGCUUCUCAUCCAAAAAUAUGAAUAUCAAAUUUUGAGAUUGUACAACAAUAAUGCAAGGAAGGUUGUUCUAGCUGGAAUUGGACAAAUUGGAACUUCUCCAGCAAUUAUUGAUUUAUAUGGAAAAAAGACUGGUGUUGACAAAGUGAACAAUCUAAUUCAAAUCUUCAACAAAAAACUGAAAUCACUUGUUUAUAAACUUAAUACCAAAUUUAGUGAUGCUAAGUUCAUUUUUGUCAACACUUUUCAAAUGCAUUCUAGUGAUGAUCUUUCUUCUCUUGGAUUCACUAAUUUUAAUGAAACUUGUUGUCCAACAACAUCGAUUGGUUUCUGUAUCCCUUCAAGCACUACAUGUAAGAACAGAACCUCAUACGUAUUUUGGGAUAAAGUUCAUCCAUCUGAAACUCUAAAUAAAUAUACUGCGACCAGAUCUUAUACUUCUCUUCAUGCUUCAGACAAUUAUCCUAUUGAUAUCAAGCAACUGGCUCAGCUACGACUUUAAAAUAUAUCCAAGAAAUGCUAUAGGGUUUCUAUAUUGCUAUAUUUUAGCAUAUAAUUUUUUAAAAUAUAAUAUCUAUAUAAUAGUGUUGUAAUAUAAAUAUAUGCAUAAUACAAAAUAUACAAUACCAUGUAAAAAUAUAUUAUAAAUGGAUAAAUUUAUCAUAUUUAUCUAUACUCAUGCCAUCAAUAAAAAAGAGAAUAAUUAUCUA
Cannabis sativa is the source of this 1393-nucleotide messenger RNA. Its product is annotated as GDSL esterase/lipase At1g29660. Gene Ontology annotation, molecular function: hydrolase activity, acting on ester bonds. The coding region runs from base 76 to 1185 and encodes 369 amino acids. The record is from RefSeq and is a predicted model, not a curated record. NCBI's taxonomy places the organism in Eukaryota, Viridiplantae, Streptophyta, Magnoliopsida, Rosales, Cannabaceae. The transcript is spliced from 5 exons.